Monopterus albus (swamp eel) is the source of this 1612-nucleotide messenger RNA. Its product is annotated as pancreatic alpha-amylase-like. The transcript is spliced from 9 exons. The record is from RefSeq and is a predicted model, not a curated record. Gene Ontology annotation, molecular function: alpha-amylase activity; cation binding. Bases 5 to 1567 code for a protein of 520 amino acids. Lineage: Eukaryota; Metazoa; Chordata; Actinopteri; Synbranchiformes; Synbranchidae. Gene Ontology annotation, biological process: carbohydrate metabolic process.
AUGAAUGUGGUGUUCCUCCAGAGAAAGCAUGAGGUUGUUCAUUCUGGUGGCUCUGCUCGGGCUCAGCCGUGCCCAGCACAACCCCCACACCAAGAAUGGCAGGACAGCCAUUGUCCACCUAUUUGAGUGGCGCUGGGCCGACAUUGCUGCAGAGUGUGAGCGUUUCUUGGGUCCCAAUGGAUUUGGUGGAGUUCAGAUCUCCCCUCCAAAUGAACACAUUAUACUGAACAAUCCCUGGAGGCCCUGGUGGCAGAGAUACCAGCCAAUCAGCUACAAGCUGUGCUCCAGAUCUGGCACUGAGAACGAGCUGAAAGACAUGAUCACCAGAUGCAACAAUGUCGGGGUAAAUAUCUAUGUGGACGCCAUCAUCAACCACAUGUGCGGUGCUGGGGGUGGAGAGGGAAACCACUCUUCAUGUGGAAGCUGGUUCAAUGCUGGCACAAAGGACUUCCCCAGUGUCCCUUAUUCCGGCUGGGACUUUAACGACAACAAGUGCAAGACCGCCAGCGGUGAAAUUGAGAACUAUGGUGAUGCCUAUCAGGUACGUGACUGUCGUCUAGCUAGUCUGUUGGACCUCGCUCUGGAGAAAGAUUAUGUCAGGGGCAAGUUGGCUGAAUACAUGAACGUGCUGAUUGACAUGGGUGUGGCUGGAUUCAGAGUGGAUGCCUGCAAGCACAUGUGGCCCGGCGACAUGACCGUUGUUUUCGGUUGUUUGCACAACCUUAACACCAGAUGGUUCCCCGAUGGCUCCAAACCCUUCAUCUACCAGGAGGUUAUUGAUAUGGGAGGUGAGUCCAUCACAGCUAAAGAGUACUUCCAUCUGGGAAGAGUGACUGAGUUCAAGUAUGGUGCCAAACUGGGAACUGUCUUCAGGAAAUGGAACGGUGAGAAGCUGUGUUACACCAGGAGCUGGGGAGAGGGAUGGGGUUUCAUGCCCGACGGUAACGCACUCGUCUUCAUUGACAACCACGACAACCAGAGAGGCCACGGUGCUGGUGGUGCAUCUAUCCUUACCUUCUGGGACCCCAGGCUGUACAAAAUGGCUGUUGGCUACAUGCUGGCCCACCCUUACGGUGUAGCCAGGGUGAUGUCUAGCUUCCGCUGGAACCGUCACUUUGUGAAUGGAAAGGAUGAAAAUGAUUGGCUGGGUCCUCCCAGCAAUGCUGAUGGAUCCACUAAGCCAGUUCCCAUCAACCCUGACCAGACGUGUGGAGACGGAUGGGUGUGCGAGCACAGAUGGCGUCAGAUCAAGAACAUGGCCAUCUUCCGUAACGUGGUCAAUGGACAACCUCACUCCAACUGGUGGGACAAUCAGAACAACCAAGUUGCUUUUGGACGUGGUGAUCGUGGCUUCAUCGUCUUUAACAAUGAUGACUGGGACCUGAAUGUGACCCUGAACACUGGCAUGCCUGGUGGCACCUACUGUGAUGUCAUUUCUGGCCAGAAGGAAGGAAACAGGUGCACUGGGAAGCAGAUCCAAGUGGACAACGAUGGCCGUGCCCACUUCAGUAUCAGCAACAAAGAUGAGGACCCUUUUGUUGCUAUUCAUGCGGAGUCCAAGCUGUAAACAUACCCUGCACAACAGAAAAUAAAUCUUAUUUUUCAGCCUGAA